UAUAUCAAUGCUUCUAGUAUCUAGUUAUUAGAGAAGUGUUGUAUACUUGGGAAAUAUAUCUAUGAUGUUAAUUCCUUCUCAGUUGAACUUGGGAUCUAACACCAAUACUGUAAAAGACAAGUACUUUUCCGCCUCUGCAAUUUACUCAAGUAACCCCGUGCCUGCAACCCCUGGAAGCGUAGAAAACUCUCCAGGAAGCGCAGGAAGUCGACCGGUGUAUCAAUGCCCAUCGGCUGAUGGUCGAAUGUUUGCGCCAAAAAUGCAGUCCGAUAUUCCGGGGUUUCACAUGUACGCCGCGGCGGCGGUAGUGACCGGUCAACCCGGCUCAUCGGCUCUCAAUUCACCGGCAAGUUACGCUGCAGCUUCCGCACCAACACACAGCAUCGUUCCACCACAUUACGGCUCUCCUGCAAUUGAUCCUUCACCAUAUUACACGCCGCUGGGAUCUGGAUAUGAUAUGAAGGGUGACAUGUGGAGCGGUGGAUACAAUCAGCCUGCUCCAACAUAUUAUCAAUAUGAUACAGGAUUUGGACCGCAGUAUCCGUACGAAAGAUACUGUGGCAUGGAUAUGAACGAUGGUGUACGGCGGAAAAACGCAACCCGCGAAUCGACAAACACUUUGAAAGCUUGGUUACAAGAACAUAAAAAGAAUCCAUACCCAACGAAAGGCGAAAAAAUUAUGUUGGCAAUCAUAACAAAAAUGACUUUGACACAGGUAUCAACGUGGUUUGCUAACGCUCGAAGGCGUUUGAAGAAAGAAAACAAAAUGACGUGGAUUCCAAAAAAUAGAGCAAAUGAGUCAGGCUCAGGCAAUGAAGACAGAAGGCAAAGUGACGACAAAGACACUGAUGAAAAAUCAGACGAUGAAGAUUGCAAAUCGGUAAAAGACGAUGACGAACAACCAACCGACAUGAAACUUGAAGGCAAUUCUGAAUCCAAUCCAUCAUGCCAAUAUGAUCAGCAAAAUUCAUCCUCUCUGCACUUCCCGCGUCAACCUAUCACUGCUGAGGACAAUUGUCCAACUGAUUCAAUGGUGUCAGAUUCUGUGGAAUCAAAACCCAGUUUAGACUAUGAUCGUCCAUCCUUACAUGCUGGAAAUGCUAGUGCAGCACUGGGAGAUAAAUUACCUGGAAUGGGCCAACAAGGCGCCCUUGCAAGGUACGAAAGCGGCAGCCAUGAUAGCUAUAAUCGCCCAAUUUGGUCACCAAUAGACUCGCACCCACAAAAGAAUAUGAAUUUAGCUCGCCCUUACAUUAGCGGCUACAGUUCCGAAUAUUCGUAUCAAGGAUCUUAUAAUCAUGAAAUCAACGGCUUAUCUGGACGACGAAUGUCGUCCUCACUUCCUCAACCAUACUCUUCCAAUUUUGAAAUGCAACCCAUGACACAUCAAGGCAUGCCUCAAAAUGUGCAGGAUAGUCUUCCACUUCAUCAUCACUCUUCUACGACGGCACCCCACAUGGCUGGAAAGAUGUAUUCACCGUUGUCAUGUGAAAGUGUAAGUAAACAAUGCAACAGUUCAGUUGGAGCACGAGAAGGCGAUAUUGGUCAGACGGAUGCGGUACAACGAAACCAAUAUCCUUAUACAUCGCCUGUAACCAAUCUCCGAAAUUGGGUUAACGGAGUAUUCCAUGGACCGCAUCACCAAGCUUCUGGUAUGUGCGAAAAGAAAUCACCAUCAGGGACAGAUGCAGGAAUGACACCAGAAGAAUCAGGUCAAUUUUCAGAUCAUUCUCAGUAUAAUCAACGAUAUAUGCACCCAAACCAUUCUCACUCCACAGAUGACACAAUGGGAGAUUCCUAUAUGUUGCAACACCGAUCGUUGCCUGCACCAUAUAAUAAUUAUUAUCACGAACCAGUUGGUAAUGAUAUGGCAGGUACAUAUCCACCCCAAAGUAUUACUGACGUCAAUCAACACCCCGGUACAACAUACUACAGUCAUCAGUCAGAUACAUCAAACCACUCUCUUCUCAGCACAUCUAACAGUUCUGAUCCAUCACGAGUUCGUCCAAAUAGUUCAACAACACAAGAAUCAUUUGUUGCCGCAUCUGGAAGUUCAAGUUCGGCAGCGUCAAAUGUGCUUGGUGCGCCCCAACAUUGUCACACCAGUCCUUCACCAUGUCAGCCAAACACCUCUAAAAUAUCGGAACGACGUCCAUCCACUUGUCAAAACAUGCCUUACUAUGAUACAUCAGAUGACACAUCUGCAACACCGACAAGAUCAAGCGUUCCACCUCCGCCGUACGCAAGCCAAUGCAAAUUUGGAAGCAGUGCCUCACAGUCACAGUCGUUUCUCGGGAACCCACCCCAUGCAGAAUAUCCUUUGUCGCACAGACCAACAAACUACGACAGCCUGGAUCCAACCUCAAACAAAUCCGCCACAUCACAUUCACCAAGACCAAUUACAACAGGAAUACAUUCGCGUGAUGGAGGAAGUUACAGCUGCAGCAUUCCCUCGGACGAUGAAGCAAGAGAAAUGAGGAAGAUGCAACCGAGUGAAACUAUAAAUGAAAAAUCGGGAAGAUAAUGAAAUGUUUGCAAAACAUAAGACGGAGAGCGAGAAAAAAACAUGAAAGCAUUCGAUUGUGGAAUUCGUGAAGCCAAAAAUAACAUCGACAAGAGAAUG
Messenger RNA from Styela clava, 2623 nucleotides. RefSeq lists its product as uncharacterized. Gene Ontology annotation, biological process: neuron differentiation; regulation of transcription by RNA polymerase II; cell development. Gene Ontology annotation, cellular component: nucleus. NCBI's taxonomy places the organism in Eukaryota, Metazoa, Chordata, Ascidiacea, Stolidobranchia, Styelidae. The record is from RefSeq and is a predicted model, not a curated record. Gene Ontology annotation, molecular function: DNA-binding transcription factor activity, RNA polymerase II-specific; RNA polymerase II cis-regulatory region sequence-specific DNA binding.